AUGUCCUCUCUUACCGCUGGCAAUACUUCUUCAUCUACUCCCUUCGGUUUGCACAAUCCUCUCAACAUGGAUCCUCAGCAGUUCAAGUUACUGCUCUCUCUAUUACCCAAGGUUCCCUUGAUAACACGGGUGGCUUUGCUUCAUGUCCUACAGCUGUCCAAGCCCGCCAAAUACCUCGAUUUGCGGAGUGAGCUUAUCGUUGCCGUCCUUCGCUCAUAUCUCCAAAGCACGAAGCCGCGCUCCAUCACAUCCUCCCAGAAGCUUGCCAACCGAGACAAUGGUGUUAAAGGCAGGAUGUGGGUAGCUACUUACGCUAGCCCGGUUCCUCCGGAAGCCGACGUUCGUGAUGCGCUGGUCGAAGCCAUUCAAUCACUGAGGGCACCAGAUACGCCAGAGAUAGAUUUGAGACUGCCAGAUGUUGUGUCGGUAGAAGCUGAAUGGACUGGCUACCGCGCUGAUGCCACACCGGAGUCAAAACCGCCUGCAAUUGGAGAGAAAGAGAAGUUUGAUGAACUGCAAGAAGAAGUUACUAGUCCUCUGACAGUCUUGUACUUCCACGGUGGAGCUUACUACCUCUGCGAUCCGGCGACUCAUCGACCAGCCACUAAGAAAAUAGCCAAGCUGACGGGCGGCCGUAUUUACUCUGUUCGCUACCGGUUGGCUCCUCAAAACCCUUUUCCUGCAGCACUCUUGGAUGCCCUAAUAUCUUAUUUGACGUUACUCUACCCGCCCCCUGAUGCCUACCACCAACCGGUUGAACCAAAGCACAUAGUCGUUGCUGGAGAUAGCGCGGGUGGCAACCUGAGUCUCGCGUUGUUACAGCUCCUGCUGGAACUGCGCAGGCAAGAUAGAAAAGUUCGCUGGCUAGGCAGGGAGCGUGACAUUCCUUUGCCAGGCGGGUUUGCACUUAAUUCACCGUGGCUGGAUAUAACACAAAGCUCACCGAGUUGGGAAUCAAACUGGGAGUUUGACUACCUACCUAAAGCCUCCUUGUACGCCGACUUUAGCCCGCCUCCCUGUGACGCCUGGCCGGCGAAACCCCCUCGCACUAGCAUCUAUGUCGAUGACGAUCUUAUUGCGCACCCUUUGGUGACCCUUGUCAUGAACCGGAGCUGGACUGGCUCGCCGCCGAUAUUCAUUUGCACCGGAUGGGAACUAUUAGCAGAUGAGGACAGGUACAUGGCUCGCAAGCUGCGAGAAGACGGAGUGCCCGUUGUUUUUGAAGAGUACGAGGGCAUGCCACACUGCUUUGCGCUGAUUUUGUCAAAGAUUCCCAGUGCCAAGCGUUGUUUCGAAGGUUGGACUGGAUUUAUGAAGACGAUUAUCAGCGACCCGGAGAAAAUCACAUCUAAGGCCGUUACCGUCAAGGCCAAGACACAAGAGGAUGUUCCUCGCGAGUUUGCGUCUCUUAGCACGCUGACUGAUGAAGACAUUCAGCGGCUAGUUCUCCAAAAGAAGGAAACCAGCUUGAACUCCGCCCCGGAAGCAGUUUCAAAAUUGUAA
Messenger RNA from Colletotrichum truncatum, 1503 nucleotides. Its product is annotated as lipase esterase. NCBI's taxonomy places the organism in Eukaryota, Fungi, Ascomycota, Sordariomycetes, Glomerellales, Glomerellaceae. The record is from RefSeq and is a predicted model, not a curated record. Gene Ontology annotation, molecular function: lipase activity.